This is a messenger RNA of Marchantia polymorpha subsp. ruderalis, 3020 nucleotides long. The record is from the annotation of a GenBank genome assembly. Lineage: Eukaryota; Viridiplantae; Streptophyta; Marchantiopsida; Marchantiales; Marchantiaceae.
UGAUCAUGUCACAGUCAUUGGCUGUUUCUGGUUUAAGAGACUUGAACAUACAUGCUGCUAGACUCUCUUUAGAUAAAGGACAUGAACCUUUGAUCUAACAUACGCGCAUGAGAAAUUUUCUUCGCAGUUCGAGCUGGAAGAGUUCUCCGUUCCAGAGUAAGCACGCUCAUCUGCCUCUCAGCUGUGAUGGAUGGUUCAGAAAGUUGAAAUCAAAGGUUAUGUUGUCGUCAAUUAGUGUAGCACAUACAAGCAUGAACACCAGCAUUCUGUCAACGACGAAGAGGUCGGGACGGGGCGAUGCAACAGAUGGCGAACCAGAGGAACACUACACAAACUUUGUGUUGAUCACCGCUGUCUCUGACGUGUGCAAAAACUUACGUGAGCACAUUCAUCACGACGGACGGUCUCCAGUUGGAUGAAGAUCUGGCGGUUUUCUAUUCAAAAUAUACCAUGACAGGUUCUUACGGUGCAGGGGAGGUGAAGCUCGAGAAAGUGGAAGAUGGACAGGUGAGUGGAGUCGAGAGAAUUUUUCAACCAGAUGCGGAUCUCUCUCUGCGGGGACGGAGCCAGAUUGAGGAUUUGACCGAGUUAUGAGGUUGUCGUCGGCAUCGACGAAGGUCAAAACGAUGCUGGGGAAAAAUAUACUUUGGAAAGGCCUUGCAGUGAGUAAGCACGUUGUGAUUAGCUCAGAAAUGUGAGGAAGGUAGUUUGCGUUGUAGGUACAACUGAGCAGGAAGCGAGUUCUUUGCGGAGGCUUGUCCCGGAGCAUAUGUAGGGAAGGUGACAUCCUCCAGCUGACGCAGUUUGAGGACGUCGAAGACAAAUAAGAGGAGAGGCGAAUGAAACAGAAUAUAGGCAGAUUUGCUCAGAGUCAACGAACUACAUCUGCCGUACUUUGUUCUCCGAUUUGUUUGAUUCAGCUCGCGUCUGUGUCGGAGGAGAAGCUCAGUUUUCAGGCUCAGGGCUCUAGUUAUCUUGUCUCGUUGGUUUCGCCUCACCUGAAUCUUCUGAAGGCCUGGCGCACAGUUUGUCAGUCGAGACUCUGAAGUCGUUAUUGCUGAGCAGAGGCCUGCGCAGCGGGGAUUUGACUAGCAGCUCUCUGGCCACUGCACCGUACACUUUGGGCACCCACUUCGAACGAUGGCAAUGAACGGCAAGCUGAGUUUGGUGUUGGUGUUCGCUCUGCUGGCAGCACUGGCUGUCGUCUCAGUCCGAAGUGAUGCAACAUUCAAGGAUCCACGAGGAAUGGUAAAUCUGGCGAAUUUUCAAGCGUUGAAUAACGCGCUCUACUGCCUCGACAACAAGACCGCUGCCGUAUGCCCCCCAGGAGGUUAUCUCAAUGAGACUGGAAAGAUCCCACAAUUUAGCACAGCCGAUGCCCUCGUUUACUGCAAUGAAGGCUGCGCAAAUCAGACUCUCGUGCAAUUGAAAUGUGUAUACGACGUCUACGAGCCAUUCCGCUUCAACAACAACGCUCUCGUCGCAGAUAUCCGGAACACGAUCGAAGCCGCUUGUGAUCCAACCAGCAUUUUGUUCGGAAACUUUACCAUCAAAGUUACAAGUUUUGGAACGAACUUGGCUCCAACAAGCCUCUUGGGGGUGACGCUUCUGUCUGUUCUUUCUGCACUUCUCUUUGUCUGACUUAUCGAGCCGAACCCUCAGGCCCUGAUGAGGAAGAGAAAUUCGAAGCUGCUGUUUCUGUACCGAUUACCUUUUUUCCCGCACUGUCAGCCUAUUCGAUUCUUCUUUAAACCAUAUACUCUAUUUGUGUAAGACUUGGGUCAUAGCAAGUAGUAUGUCUUCUAGGGGCCCUGGAUUCGUCAUAGUGAGGUAUGCGACAUUUGGGUUUUCCGCUUUCCACGAUCACAGGCUGGUAUGGCUGUUCAAAUUCACGUAGUGUAAACUGUGCGGGUGAGAUGGAAACUCAGACGCGGGAUGGAAUCUCGUUAAUUUUCACACUCAUACAUUCGCAGAUACAGUGUGGCCUCCACUUCGUCACCAGAAAUGUAAACGGGACUGAGAAUUCAUGUGAGCUCAUCAGUGAUCGAUAAAGUUGUGUGUAUGCGACGAUAAUAGAUACUUUAUAUUACUAGGGCAUGUGUAAUUCUAAGUUGCCACUGAAAUCCAGUAAUCUGUGGCUUUGCUGGAUGAGUUUCAAUCCAUCCGGCAUAAAGUUUUGAGGUGUUGUGAUCCAUCUUGUGGCUGUUUCUGCCUGACCUCGAAUCGUGCUUGAUGCUCUCACUCCAAAUAAGUGUCCAUCUUUCAGUUCGCCGGUCAUCGUUGUGUCAAUCUUCCAGUCGCAAAGUUGACUUUGUCGAUGUACUCCUCAUUGUUCUGUCAAUCUUCCGGUCGCAAAGAUGACUUUGUCGAUGUACUUCUCGUUUAUCGUCCGAUAGGGCAAAGCUUCUUCUUCUCGACUGAGGGUACUUGAUUCUUCGUCGAACAUGGAAAGAUCGGCGGACAUUGGUGUUGUUGUUUUCUUCGAUCGGGAAGAGGGGAAGCUUGUCAGCCCUAGCGAACUCAAUGAGAGCGCAGGGCGAGGUGACUUUGAAGCAAUUUAAAUACCGGCCAGAUGCAUGAGCUCUUUCUUCAUCUCAUCGUUGCGCGCGUUGAUCUCGUCAAUGCCCGCCUGGAGGGAGCCAUGGCCGCCCUCGAUGUCGGAUGCUCGGGAAAUGAUCUCGCGGUGGCCCAUGCGCAACAAAUCGAUGUCGUGGCGAACCAAGCCGAUCGUGGUCACCGUCUCGUCCUGCUUGGCCAUCACACCGUCCUGACCCUUGUGCAGAUUCUGAAUAUCGCGCUGCAAGUUGGCGUACAUGUUCAGAUUUCUGGCCAUGGAAUCCACGACCUGCGCCAGCAAGCGCAGGUCCCUGUUCAGCUCGGCCACCGUCGCCAUCGCCGCUUGCCGCUAGCUACGUCGGCCACAAGCCUUCGUCGGGAACGCGAUCGAUCGCUCCGCCGUGAUCUGCAGUAUCUCGACACCGCCGGCAGAAUUCCGACGUUUUCUUCCCUCUCCCUUUCCC